AUGUCGUUCUACAGCGCUUUCCCGACGAGCCCACUCAGCCGGUCGGCACGGAUCUCGGAGACUUCCGUCGAGUCGCAAGCCUCACCUGAUGUUCAAUCGAAGCGCCCGAUAGUGUAUGGAAAGUCCUCGUCUCCGCUCGCAUUCGGCUCAGCAUCUCGGCGAUUCAGCGACACUAAGAGCUUUGACGGCGACCCCAUGGAACUUGCGCCUAUGAAUCCUCUCGGUGCUUCUCGCGGUGUAUACUCGGCAGCUCCGUCUUCGCGUCAUGUCAGUGGUCCAGCACGCUUGAUGCGCAAUCCCUUCGCACCCUCUGGGUCAGCUGCUUUGAACAAUCCCUUCGACGACGGCUCUGAUGCCAACGCCAUCUCUCCUCCCAUGCCAUCGUCGAGCUUCACCAGGACCGUCAACGCUCGACGUCGCUCGUCCGGCUUGAGCAGUAUCUCUGCUUCCAGUCCGACGCCCAACUUUGGCAGCCUCGUGGGCUCAUUCCAGGAAUCGCUUCUGCGCGGUCGCAUGUCCAUGCCAGCCUCCAAACCUCUCAUCUUUGAUGCCGAGAUCGGCGUGCUUGGUAUGGGCAGGUGCAAGCCUUCUCUGCGUUGUCCGGCGCAUCUUAACGUCCAAUUUCCAGCGCACUUUUACGACUUCCAUGCUUUCGAUGCCCCGUCUGCUUCGUCGCUCAGCGCAGGCUCCACCGCCGCUCUCGGAAGCCCUUAUGUCGGAACCAUCGAUCUAGAGGCUCAUUACCACAACACCCUUCUCUCCGAAAGACUGCAGGCGCUCAGCACAGGAAGGUCUGAACAAGCCGAGCAAAUCGAUCUGCCUGCUUUUCCAGGAUAUGCUGUUCCGCCCAAGGGUCAGAUCCAGCUGAUCGUCAAGUACCCCGAUCUCAACGCAGUCAAACUCUUCUUGGUACCCUACGACCUCACCGACAUGCAGCCGGGUACAAAGACCUUUGUCCGCCAAAAGACCGUAGCCCGACCUAGCUCGACCAACGACGAUGUAGCAACCAACGUCGACCAAGACGGUCAACUAGGUAUCCGCAGCACGCCCAGCAACGUCCGAGCGACGCCAGCUAAGGAGGCUUUGCGCUUCGCCAUCCACCUUCAGUUCUGCUGUCCGCCUGCCAAGGAUGCGCAUCACGAUGACCACCAGGCCGGCUUCGACGGCUCCGAGUCUCAUCGCUUCCGUCCUCAUGACCAGACCAUCAGGGAUAGAGCAAAGAAGAACACCAACGGCAAAACGCCCAAAUCGCCCAGAAUCUACCUUCACAAGACGAUCCGUCUGGUGUUCGGAGCGCGCGCCCUCGACUCCAGUGAGAAGCUCGUCGACCACAUCGAGACGCCGGGCCAAGGAGCUCAGCGCUUCUCCACCUACUGUGGACCAGAGGAGGAAUGGGAGCACCUUCGUCAUCAAGUCAAAGCAGCGCGUUGCUCCGCAGAGCGUUUCAGAUCGCUUUCCCUUGCCGAUUCUUCGUCCUCUUCGCUCGAGCUCGCUGUGUCGAACGUGCCAUCCAACGGCCUCGGCAUCGCCAUCCAGAGCACCCUUCCACACGCUGCCCGAUCUAACGCCGAUGUUGGACAACACGCGCAAGGGGGCGUCAUGCCGCUCAACUCGGAUCCAAAUGGUGAACGAUGGCUGUCAAGUGGCUCAUUCGCACAGCAGUCUGAAAUCGAUCACGCUUCCGAAAGGAGCGCGCAGCUGCCAUCGGCGACUCCAUGGGGUCCCAGCAGCCGCGAAAGUAGCUUCGGCGUGCCAGCUCAGCAUUGGCCUCAGUCUGCAAACCAUGAUCAACAUGAUGUUCAUCAGUUGGCACGCUCGCUCGCAGCCAGUCGUCUCACAGAAGCUCUCGCAUCGAGUCGAGAUGCCGCAGCCCUGGCAAACGAGUCGGCAGCGCAGACGUCCCGCCGUUCCCGGACGCCCGAAUCGGCAAAACCAUCCAUUGAAUCCGAUCCGACUGAAGCGCAGCAGGUUCGUGCUGCAGUGUUGGCUGCUGCACGCCCUUCAAGGCUGCGUUCGGCAUCGACGGCAAGCCUUUCUGAAGCGCGCGUUCAGAGCAUCUCCGCUCUCGGUCGACUCGAAGAGGCCGACUCGAAUGCCAAACAAAUCAACAGCCUCUCUGCCGACUCGCCCUUCUCGCGUCGAUCUUCGAAGCUCUCCACAGCUCUGGCAAAGGAUCGUCCUAGCUUGAUUAGAAAGCUCUCGGAGCAGUUCGCGCGCUCGCACACGCCAUCACCGACGUCUAGUCCGAACCUCAAACCCACAACGCCGAUGCGGCAGGCAGACGAAGAGCCUGUCGAGCUGACAGUGGAUGAUCCUGACGGCGUCGGCGGCUACAAUUUUAGAAGCACUCCAAACACGCUAGUCAGGAACUGCUCUCAACAAUCUUCCAGGUCAAUACGAUGA
This is a messenger RNA of Pseudozyma hubeiensis SY62, 2403 nucleotides long. RefSeq lists its product as hypothetical. Bases 1 to 2403 code for a protein of 800 amino acids. The record is from RefSeq and is a predicted model, not a curated record. The transcript has a single exon. Lineage: Eukaryota; Fungi; Basidiomycota; Ustilaginomycetes; Ustilaginales; Ustilaginaceae.